AUGGGUCUCUUCUCGCCUCCCGACUCGCAUUUCGCACCUCCCUCUCUCAUCUAUCAGCUCAUCUACCACCCUGUAACCACCUGCUUUACCUUCUUCCACCACAUCCUUCUCUACCUCCGUGGUCCGUCCUACAUCACACCCAAACAUAAAAUCCCUAUCCGCGUCGUCUGCCUCUCCGAUACCCAUAGCCAAAUCCCACGCACCGCGAUCCCCAAGGGCGAUCUGCUAAUCCACUCCGGAGACCUCACAAACACCGGCUCGCUCUCCUCCAUCCAGCAAACCAUCGACUGGCUAAAGACGCUACAAAAGCCCUGGCACGGCUCCUCCGAUGGGUUUCGCCAUAUCGUAGUGGUGGCCGGGAAUCACGACAGCUACUUCGACGAGCGCUCCCGAUGCGCACAGGACAAGAGCCGGGCGUACCGCCAACUGGACUGGGGCAAGAUUCACUACCUACAGCACACGUCAGUCACCCUCCGGUUUCCUGGUGGUCGCUUCUUGAAUGUCUAUGGUGCUCCACAAAUACCCAAGUGCGGGGGCAGAGAAUUUGCAUUUCAAUAUAACAGAGGCCAAGAUGCUUGGAGUGGUACGAUUCCCGACGACGUGGAUGUCCUGGUCACGCACAACCCGCCGAAAUGGCACCUAGAUUUGCCAACCAGCGGGGGCCUGGGUGAUGAGUUCGAGUUGAAGGAAGUUUGGCGCGUCAAGCCCACAUUGCAUGCGUUUGGACAUAUCCAUUCUGGUCAUGGCGUCGAACCCGUCUGGUGGGACGACAGCCAACAUGCCUUUGAAGAGUUUCUGGCCACCGCAUACAACAAGCCCGCAGAGAUACCUGCGAGCCAUCGCAUACCAUUGACCGAGCUGCUGGAUGUGCCGUUGUGGGUGAAAGGCCUGAAAUGCAUCAUCGCAGAUGUCAGAGGUCUAAUGUGGACAAGGCUGUGGGGAGGCGCCAGGCAGGGCGGAUAUAUGAUCAAUGGCUCCCUGGCGUACCAGACGACAACCCGAUUGUCGAACAAGCCCCGAGUCGUGGAUCUGUAG
Molecule: messenger RNA, 1035 nt
Organism: Cladophialophora psammophila CBS 110553
Lineage: Eukaryota; Fungi; Ascomycota; Eurotiomycetes; Chaetothyriales; Herpotrichiellaceae
Exons: 1
Coding region: 1-1035 (344 amino acids)
Molecular function (GO): hydrolase activity
Source: RefSeq, a predicted model, not a curated record